AUGGAGCCUCCAGACCAGCAACAAGUCGUGCAGCUCCAACGACCAGAAGGUCUUGAAGCACCAUCAGGUCGGAGGUUUGACCAUACCCACAGAGUCAAUCAUGAGAGCCUGAACUCCCUCAAGCCGGGAGGAUGGCUGGAUGACGGCGUCAUCAACACGUUCUUUAGCAGUCUCUGCCUGGCACGGCCCGGGAGAUAUUUUGCCUUCGACAGCACGGCCCUUGAGAGCCUGCGACUACUUGCAUUUGAUCAAGAUCUAACAUCAGAGGAGAUUGACAACUAUUACCAGCCCUACAUGACCCGUGCUGCUACCGUCACCGGCAGCAGAGGUUUGUUGUUCAUGCCAUUCUGCGUGAAGGGGAACCACUGGAUCUUAGUUGUUCUUGACUUCAAACAACAGGUCAUCCUUGUUUACGACUCCAUGGCUUCUCGUGAUAAAAGACCUGGCGAGAUGUCCAGGUGGGCCUGUUUGGCACAACCAAUCCAAAUUGCCCAGAAAUUUGCGGAGGUCUUUGGAGACCAAUCCGGAUGGUCGCUCCGGCUCAUCUAUAUUCCAAUCAAGCCAACCGUGACGGAAUGUGGAGUCUUCAUAUGCUUGAUGGCUCUGCAUCAGACCGAUGGGUACCAGCUGGAGCUCGAAUGGCAUGUGAGGUUCUUUCCCGAUGGUUCUGACAACCAGUCUUAUGCGCUCAGUGAUACCUACUGGCUUGCAGGCCGAAAGAUCAUUUUCGAGACCUGCAGGAGAUAUUCCACGCCUGGCUCUGAUGAUUCAUUGCGGAGGCUCGAUUCCAUUGAGGCAGCUAUUGAUCAGGGUCUGUGGAGAGCAUUGCAAGACCCACUGGAAGAGGAAACCCCUCACGGCCUCACUGCAUAUCGACUUGGGCAGUCCUACAAUAUGGACCGCAUCAAGGAGGCACUCACAGAGGUUAUAAAGGCCAUAGAAGAGCUCGGGUCGGAGGAGUUCCUCAGACGCGAUGUCACAAUCUUGAGCUGGGCAUGCCAGCCGUUUCUAUCAUCACAGGGGGAGGUUUAUCGAGAAGAAAUUGUGAACAGAGCAAAGAGAUACGCAUGGCACGAUCCAGAAGCGGCCAGAAACUUCAAGGAGGACCUUAACCGUGCCCUUAGUGGUCUGGUAGCCUUGGAAUCGCAUGCUCGAUCGGCCCACGAUGCAGAAGACGUACAAUCGGGGGCAGAGACCGAACCAGAGGCUUCCACCUCGUCUCAGAAUACGCCCAGAGCGUCCUGA
Molecule: messenger RNA, 1245 nt
Organism: Diaporthe amygdali
Lineage: Eukaryota; Fungi; Ascomycota; Sordariomycetes; Diaporthales; Diaporthaceae
Exons: 1
Coding region: 1-1245 (414 amino acids)
Biological process (GO): proteolysis
Molecular function (GO): cysteine-type peptidase activity
Source: RefSeq, a predicted model, not a curated record